AUGGCGAACGAUAUCCGAGAUGUAUUUCAUGCGGUGCUAUUCCCAGAGGGCAGUAGCGCAGACUACGUCCACCAGCCAUCAGUAGACGGGAAGCCUUUGCCGUAUCUACCAUCAGAGAUCAUGCAGCUCAUUUUAGAGAAAUGCGAUACAUCUGCUCGAAAUUCGCUCCGCCAAGUGAACGAAGAAUGCUUCGACUUUGCGACAUCAGCUCUGUUUGAGCAUUUCCAGAAUCCUCCGAACUUCUUGUGGCAUGAGCAGCUAGAGGGACGUAUAAGCACACUCAGGCAUAUCAAGCGAUUCACUUAG
This is a messenger RNA of Dissoconium aciculare CBS 342.82, 306 nucleotides long. RefSeq lists its product as uncharacterized. The transcript is spliced from 2 exons. The record is from RefSeq and is a predicted model, not a curated record. The coding region runs from base 1 to 306 and encodes 101 amino acids. NCBI's taxonomy places the organism in Eukaryota, Fungi, Ascomycota, Dothideomycetes, Mycosphaerellales, Dissoconiaceae.